This is a messenger RNA of Cherax quadricarinatus, 3085 nucleotides long. RefSeq names its product lachesin. Gene Ontology annotation, cellular component: neuron projection. The record is from RefSeq and is a predicted model, not a curated record. NCBI's taxonomy places the organism in Eukaryota, Metazoa, Arthropoda, Malacostraca, Decapoda, Parastacidae.
UGAAAAAAAACGGGGAAACUAAGCAGUGAAACCAAGCAGUGAAAUUAGCAGUGAAAGUAAGCAGUGAAUCCAAGCAGUGAAACCAAGCAGUCAAAGCGAAUAAGUGAAACCGAGCAGUGAAACAAAACUGUGACUCUGAGCAAUGAAACCAAGUAGUAAAAACCAAUCAGUGAAACCAAGCAGUGAAUCCUAACAGUGAAAUCAAGCAGUGAAAACGAGCAUUGAAAACCAAGCAGUGAAACUCAUGCAGUGAAACCCAUACAGUGAAACCAAAGCAGUGAAACCAAAGUAGUGAAAACGAAGUGAAAGAUAAAAAGAAAGUAAGUCAGGCUUUCGUAAAGUGAGAGGAGACAUGGCAGGAAAGUUUAAAGUUAGGUGAGAAAAUACAGUUAGUGUUUUGUGAGAGAGAGAGAUAGUGAGUUAGAAAGUGAAAUAGAGAGAUAGAGAGAGCAUGGCGUGGUCUGUCACCUUACACUCGCCACUGGUGUCACCACCUCGACACCACCGCAAUCACCACCACCCAGCCUCCAACACCACCAGCGGCAGCUCCGUCAAGCCAUCAUCACCAUCACCACCAUCACCACCACCAUCACCAACACGUGGCAGCAUCACCACCGCCAAACCCCACUACCACAACGUCCGCCGCCGAUACCACCACCACCACCACCACCACCACCACCACCAGGGGCGACCAGCCACGGGGGUGUCAUGGCGGCCUGGCGGUGACUUCAACACCGCCAGCAGCGCAGUCACCGCCUCUUGCUGCUGCUGCUGGGAUUUAUUCUCCUGCUUUAACAGCAGCAAAAGCAGCGGCAGCAGAAUGAAAAAACACAGCAGCUGCUGCAGUGGUGGCGGCGGCGGCGUGGUGAGCGGCGGCACAGCGGCGACAACAACAGCCUGGUGGCACAGAGGCGGCACAGGUGGCACAGGUGGCACAAAGGGAAACGCGUCGUCCGUGUACGUCAUCCUGCUUACCUGCUUCCUGGUUCUCUCGUCCUGCUCAGCCGCCGUGCCCAACGAGAUCCACAGUGGGCUGGGCAAGAAACCUGAACCUCAGUUUGGUGAAGCUAUCGACAACAUUACUGUGGCUGCCGGCAGGGAGGCCAGACUCUCCUGUAUCGUCGACAACCUGGGUGACUUCAGAGUGGGAUGGUUGAAGGUGGACUCCCAGACCAUCCUGAGUCUGCAGAAGCGGGUGGUCACCCACAACUCGCGCAUCUCUGUCACCCACGACGAACACCGCACCUGGAACCUGCACAUCCGCCAGGUGCAGGAGAGCGACAACGGCUGCUACAUGUGUCAGAUCAACACCCAGGUCAUGAAGAACCAGGUCGGCUGUAUCAAAGUCCACGUGCCUCCUGACAUCAUCAACGAGCUGACGUCUUCAGAUGCGACCAUCAACGAGGGAGAUACGGUUAACCUGAGAUGUGUGGCUGAGGGCUACCCCACCCCGGAGAUUAAGUGGAAAAGGGAAGAUGGAAGAGGCAUCGUCAUCAAGAGCUCCGGCAGAGAUGGAUCCAAGACCUUUGAGGCGGUGCCUGGAAGCAACCUGACUCUGGAGAACGUCUCCAGGAGACAGAUGGGAGCCUACCUCUGCAUCGCUAGCAACAAGGUGCCGCCUUCUGUCAGCAAGAGAAUCAUCGUUAAUGUUAACUUCUCUCCAGUGGUGAAGGCAGACAACCAGCUGAUCGGGUCACCCUUAGAGACCAACGUUGAGAUACAGUGCCACGUAGAAGCCUUUCCCAUGGCCGUCAACUACUGGGAGAGAGAGAACGGAGAGAUCAUCCUCAACGGGAGGAAGUACAAGCUGAACGAGGAGAAAGACUCGUACCGAGUGACCAUGAAGCUGGUCAUCAAGAAUUUCACUAAGGACGAUGCUGGACAGUACAAGUGCAUUUCCACCAACUCUCUGGGCAAAGCUGACACCAGCAUCCGUCUCUACGAGAUUGAGGUUCCCACGCCCAGGUCGACGACGGAGCACCAGUACCACCUGUACGUCACGACGCCGCACAGCAAGUCCGUCAAUUCCCUGGACUUGCGUCGUCGGGAGGGCGGCCAGAGCAGGCACCUAGACGGCGCAGCCGGCUCAGCCGGCGCUGACGGAGCCACCGCCGGUCUGGGAGUCGACUUCGACAAGGAGCAGAGCCGACAGCGGCAGCGCCAGCGGCUGGAGUUCGGCGGAGACGGACGCACCGACAAUGGGUACCCAGGGGGCAAGUUUGGCCUUCCCGAGGGGCAUGAAGAACAGGGCAGUGGCAGCGCCUCCUCCAGAACACAUCCUCGGGAAAGCUGGUUCGCAUCCUGCCUGGAGGCACUGGUCUUGUGGUCCCUGGCGCUGGUGCUGGUGGUCACAGACCCUCCACACAUAUUGUUAUGAAUAUAUGUUUGUGUUUCUCACGCUAGGAAGGUGUAUGUUACUAGUGUUAAGUGUUAAUUAAGAGUUGGGGCACAGGUAAACAACUAACAAGGUGUUAAUUCACAUGCUUGCAGGAGGUUCUACAGGAGUAGUAAUGGUGGUGGUUACAGUGCUGGUGGUGACUGCUAUAUUGGUAACUAUGGUGGUGGUAGCCGUGACUGUGGUUGGUAACGUUGGAAAUACUGUUGGGUGUUGGAAAAGUGAUGUGGUGGAGAUAAUAGUAUUGCUGGAGGUGACGAUUGUAGUGGUGGAUGGGUGGACGAUGAACAGGAGGGCAGUGGGUGGUGGACGAGUGGAUGGUAGACGGGUGAGUCAGUGGGUGGUGGACAGGUGGACGGUAGAGUGGUGGGUCAGUGGGUAGUGGACGGGUGGGCAUCAGGCGGUGGGGUGGCUGGAGGCUUGUCAGCAGAAUAUUUCAAAGAACAAGUGUCUAUAUUUUCCUCACAAAAGAUAAGAGUAAAUCAAUCAUUUUCUUCAAUGUCAUACACAGGGGGGGAGACGGAAUGCGGAGUCCCCAACUUACAAAGGCCUCGACUUACAAACAUCUUCACUUACAAACACUUAACAUUUAUAAUAAUUAUGACGGUAUGCGGUGUAUUAGGAGCAUGAGUGUUGCAACUGAUCGUAAAUAAACCAGCAAACUCUCAAACAGGCAGCGCAGAGGUGACG